Molecule: messenger RNA, 1953 nt
Organism: Tetranychus urticae (two-spotted spider mite)
Lineage: Eukaryota; Metazoa; Arthropoda; Arachnida; Trombidiformes; Tetranychidae
Source: RefSeq, a predicted model, not a curated record
UGAUGAUGAUCAAAAAAGAAAAGAAAGUGAGAUUAAAGAGGGGAAGAUUUGAAGAAAGAGAGAUUGGAUAGAGGUGUUGACAUCUUUGAAAGUGGAGACUGAUAGAUUUAGGGACUGAUUAUCCAAAUGAGAGGGUGUUUGGUGGGUGGAGGAGGACCAGAUGACCUGAUUCUUUGGGUUGGUGGGUCAACGAACUGAUACAAGUUACCAUUAAUUAAUAGUAUGACGCCAGAAUGAUGAUGGUGAUGGUGAAAAGAAGAGAGUGAGAAAGAAAGUAAAAAAGAGGCAGAACUUAUUGGGUUUUUAUCAUCAGGCACUCUUUUUUUAAGUUAAUUUUAGCCAAAAUAAGUGAGUUUAUCGGUUGACUGAUCUUGUAUUUAAACCCAUUCAGAUCCUCCUAGACAAUACCACACUCAUAAAGUUAAAGUAACAGAACAGUUCAACAUAUCAGUUGAACACGAUUCGUCCAUCGGAUCAAGUUGAUUCACUAUACUAAAUUUUAUCAUCAUUAUUCAAAAAUUAUUUGGUGACUAAAAAGUAGUGAUUAUCAAUCGAAUCUAUCUGAUAUCAAUAUCUAAAUAAAUCACAAGGAUUAAGUAUCAAAAAGUAACAAAUCUAGAUAUUAUAUAUUUUUCCCGCUUCACUUCUUUGGGCAACAUUUAUUGAAAUCUGCAAGACCAAACCAAAAUCUUUGCCAUUAUGAAUUAUCUUUCACUUUGUGUUUUCAUUAUUUUUUUCUUAACAAUUGGUUUCUCUGAAUCGGCAAGAUUACCGAGAUCAACCUCAUCACCAGCAACAUCAUCAUCAACAACAACAACCUCAUCAACAGUUAAUAACAAGAAAAAUGAAGAGAAUCAACCUUCAACAUCGUCUGCUUCUUCUUCAGCUGGAUCUGCAACCGGUGGACCAACAAUCAACUGGGGACGUUGUCCACAAUUGGAACCAACUAAUGAAGAGAAAAUCAAGAAAGCCGCUGUAAUCACCAAAUGUUUAGAGUCAACUCCAGUUCCUGUCAAUAUUACUAGAGAAACAGUUGAACUUCACCGUGAACAGGUUGCUGCUUGUGCGUUACGAAUGGAGGGUUGGUUCAAUGGACAAGGUUUAUAUCGUUUCGAUAAAGCCGAGAAUGAAAUUAAAGCCAAAAAAUUAACCCGUGAAGUUGAAGAGAAAGUGCUGAGCUUCCAUAGACAGUGUAAGGAUGAAGCAGAGGAAAAGUAUCCCGUCUCUUCAAAUCAAUUAAUCGCUCAAAUUCAAUUGUACCAAGCCUGUAUGGAUUAUUUCAUCUCAGAAGUUUGCGGUAUUGAAGUCCAAAUAGCUGGAUCAGAGGGAUCGUCUGAAUAAUCUUGCGACACCAGAAUACAUAAAUAGCAUCUCCAAGACGAUAUCAAUCAUCAGAAUGACAAUCAACUCCUAUUAAUAUCAACCUUUUUUUAUAACCAUUAAUUUGGUUUGAAUGUUAACUUUUUUUGUUUUGUUUAUUUUUUAACUCCUGAUAAAAGCACAAUCAUCGGCUUCUUCAAAUUGAAAACUGUUGAAUCGCAACCAUGAGACCAAAGCUACUUUAACUCAUCAAUCUCAAACGUUUUUUCACAACUUCCUCGGUAUUAUCACUGUUCAUGUUAUUUCUAUCCUCCAAUACAUUAUUGAUGACCAGCAGCAUGUUGAAACUACUACUGUCCAUUACUGUCCUUAAAUAAUUAUUGAAAAAAAACAUGCAAAAUACCUCGAACAAAACUGUGCUUGGAUUUUCCAGCCAAACCUUUAUUUACAAAAAUUUGUCCCAAUCUCAGUGUAAUAAGGCAAAUUAAUAAGAUACUUUUUUCUAUCACUGUUUAUUCGCUUAUUUUUUUUCUUGUAUAAUAAUCAUUGUCUUUGUUAAUCUCAACAUCUACUUGGAUUAACGGCCAAAAGGUGAUUUGAAUCGACCUGAUUAAAAAUUAAUGAUUUGUUCAA